AUGGCUUCCUCACGCAAGCGUUUGAGAGUCUCCUUUAGUCUCCCCCCAGAGGAGGAUAUCCCCUCUCCAUCGUUGCCAUCUCUACAAAGGACUGUCUCGCCACCUCAAAGCAAACGCUCCAAGAAGCCCAUGGCACAUGGAGCCGCAAAAAACCAGACCAAUGCCCACCAUCCGAGUCUGAUUUCUUCUCCCUUCGAACUCACCCAUAUCAAAGAUCUCCCAGACAAAGAAGGUCUCAACGAUGACACAGUCAAACUACGGGAUAUUCUUGGGCACCCUUUGAUCAAGGAGUGUUGGCAGUUCAAUUACUUGUUUGAUGUUGAUUUCAUGAUGUCCAACUUCGACCAGGAUGUCAGAGGCCUCGCACAAGUCAAAGUUGUUCAUGGGACCUGGGAGGAGAAAUCAUGGAAUAAAAUGACCAUUGACGAAUCAUGCUCUCGCUACCCGAAUGUCAAGCCCAUUACGGCCAUUCUGCCCGAACCCUUUGGAACUCACCACUCCAAAAUGAUGAUUAUCUUCCGACAUGAUGACCUGGCUCAGGUUGUUAUCCACACAGCCAACAUGAUUCCACAGGACUGGGCAAAUAUGACACAAGCGGUUUGGCGAUCUCCGUUACUACCGCUGCUGGGCCCGGGGAGCACAUCCUCUUCACGGGAAGACACAAUUUUAGGAUCAGGUCUACGGUUCAAAAUGGAUCUUCUCGAAUAUCUGCGGGCAUAUGGUCUCGAAAAAACCGGACCGCUAGUUCAGCAUCUAAGUCGGUUUGAUUUUAGUGCAGUGCGUGCUGCUCUGAUUGCAAGUGUGCCCUCGAGACAAAAGCUGAAUGGCUUGGAUUCCAACGAAGCAACAUUAUGGGGCUGGCCAGCUCUGAGAGACCUCACGACCCAGGUGCGCUCUAAGGUAGCCGGACAGAGUCACAAAGACUCUCAAAUUGCUAUCCAGGUCUCAUCGAUAGCUUCUCUUGGUAAAGAUGACCAAUGGCUCAAGAACUUUUUCAAAGCUCUUGCACCGAGAUGCAACCACCCACCAAAUUGCUCAAUCAUAUGGCCAACAAUGGAUGAAGUCGCUGAUUCCUUGGACGGUUAUGCAUCCGGUGGCUCACUCCACAUGAAAACUGAGAGUGCAGCCCAUCAGAAACAACUUCAAUACUUACUCCCGCAUUUAUGCCAGUGGUCCGGGGAUUCAAAUGUCAUUCACCCAUCUGCUGGGGACGACAACCCCAAGCGCAAGGCUGGCCGUGGCCGCGCUGCGCCGCACAUUAAAACAUACAUUCGAUUUUCCGAUGCGUCGAUGAACACCAUUGAUUGGGCCAUGUUGACAUCGGCAAAUUUAUCUAAACAGGCUUGGGGUGCGGUCCAAAAUGACAAAGGCCAAGUGAGAAUAUCCAGCUUUGAGAUUGGGGUGGUCGUUUGGCCGAAGCUGUACAUUGAUUCCUCUUCGCCGUUGCCUACACGCACUAGGAAGCCUCCGAGCGUGCUGAUGGUACCUUGCUUCAAGCGGAACCAACCUGAACCUUCCAAUCUAUCUCCAAAAAUUACUACUGUGGUUGGAUUGCGUAUGCCAUAUGAUCUUCCUCUCACUCCGUAUGGCACACAUGAUGAGCCGUGGUCUGCAAUAGCGCUGCAUCAGGCAAUCGGUCUGAUGGGAUUUUGA
This is a messenger RNA of Penicillium verhagenii, 1653 nucleotides long. Its product is annotated as tyrosyl-DNA phosphodiesterase 1. Lineage: Eukaryota; Fungi; Ascomycota; Eurotiomycetes; Eurotiales; Aspergillaceae. Gene Ontology annotation, biological process: single strand break repair; double-strand break repair. The record is from RefSeq and is a predicted model, not a curated record. Gene Ontology annotation, molecular function: single-stranded DNA binding; 3'-tyrosyl-DNA phosphodiesterase activity; double-stranded DNA binding. The coding region runs from base 1 to 1653 and encodes 550 amino acids. Gene Ontology annotation, cellular component: nucleus. The transcript has 4 exons.